AUGGAAUCAUCAACUAAUCAAGCAAAAAUUGUUGUUGUCGGAUCAUGCAGUGUUGAUUUUACAACCUACGCUCCUAGGCUCCCUCAACCAGGAGAGACCCUUCAUGGAACUAAAUUUGCAACUAGUUUUGGUGGCAAAGGUGCUAACCAGUGUGUUGCAGCCGCCAAACUGGGUGCAAAUACUUACAUGAUAUCAAGAGUAGGAGAAGAUUUCUGGGGCAAGAAAUAUAUACAUAAUCUAAAAAGCUUUGGAAUAAAUGUAACACACACGAAGGAAACAAAAGAUGUAACUACUGGUAUUGCUCAAAUAUCUGUAGCAGCAAAUGGAGAAAACCAAAUUGUCAUUGUUCCUGGUGCAAACAAUUAUCUUAGUGUGACAGAUAUUAAUGAAGCUCAAAUUUUGAUUCAAGAUGCCGAUGUUUUGAUAAGCCAACUUGAAACACCAUUUGAUACCACGCACGAAGCUUUCAGAUUAUGCAAAGGUGUUCGACUGUUAAAUGCAGCACCAGCUAGUACUAACAUAGAAAAUCUUCUAAAACUCUGUACAGUACUUUGUGUAAAUGAAUCUGAGGCUGCGUUACUCGUCGGUUUCGAAGUCACUUUAUCUAAUAUUAAAGACACUCUUAAUAAAUUGUUAGACUAUGGAUGUGAAACUGUCAUAAUUACCCUUGGCAGUAAGGGUGCUGCGUAUUCUACCCAACGAGAUAUAUGUGUGCAUGUUCAGUGUUCAAAUGUUGUACCAGUUGAUACUACGGGUGCGGGCGAUGCUUUUGUGGGAGCAUUAGCAACUUUUAUGGCAACACACAAAAAACUGCCCUUCCAUCAAAUUAUCGGCGCUGCAUGUGAUGUUGCAAGCAAAUCUGUUACUAAAGAGGGAACUCAAUCGAGUUUCCCAGAUAAAUACAACCCCUUUGAAGUAGUAUACCAGUAUAUAAUGUUGUAA
Leptosia nina is the source of this 942-nucleotide messenger RNA. NCBI's taxonomy places the organism in Eukaryota, Metazoa, Arthropoda, Insecta, Lepidoptera, Pieridae. The record is from the annotation of a GenBank genome assembly.